CAGAAUCCAUGGCAACAACAUUGUUUUGGGCGCCAAAAAAAUCUUAUAAAAGAAAUGGAACUAAAACCCAGCAUCAAACAAAUUACUAUCAUGGAAGCAAUCAUAACCAAGAAGAAGUCAACUCACAAAAUGGUCAUCCUGUCAUUUCAUGCCUUCAACAUGUAAAGGCAUAGGAUUCCCAGACAGCAAGCAACAACCUACAUAAGUUUCAAGUUGUGCAAUGAUUACCGAAUAUGUAUUAGUAUUGUAAAAGCCUCCCUGCAUCUUCCAAGUUCAUUCACUUCAACCUCAAAAGUCACAAUAUCUUAAACUAGAGAUGGCAAGAAGGCAUAUACUCAUCCUCCUCCUCUUAGUAUGGUUUCUCUUUGCGGCUAUUCAAUUCAAUCGUACACUCAUCAAGGAUCAAGCUACUAAAUCAGUCAAUUUCAAGCUACGAUCUUUACAGUCCAGCUCAUCGUGGCCAACCAACCAUCACAUUCCAACUUGGGAUGACCUGAAAAAAAUCCAUAAAUCUCCAUCUGGGCCAAAUCCAGUAGGAAACCACCGUCCACCAACAAGACCAUGAAAGAAUGCUUGUGAUUAUGCAAGAAGAGUGAAGCUGACAAUGCAGGAGCAUCUAUUCGUAAUAUGAGAAUUAGGAUAUUGUGGAUGUACAAAUAUGCGAAAGUAUUUAUAAUCUCAAUUCCAUUAUCUUUCUUUGUUGUCGCCUUCAAUUCCCACUGGAUAGUGCAUGAAUUUACUUUCAGAAUAAUGUUUCAUAGCAAA
Messenger RNA from Chenopodium quinoa (quinoa), 765 nucleotides. RefSeq names its product CLAVATA3/ESR (CLE)-related protein 46-like. Lineage: Eukaryota; Viridiplantae; Streptophyta; Magnoliopsida; Caryophyllales; Amaranthaceae. The record is from RefSeq and is a predicted model, not a curated record. The transcript has 3 exons. The coding region runs from base 317 to 565 and encodes 82 amino acids.